CACGGGCGUAAUAGGCCCAUCGAGACUGUCUUCUUCCUUAAUGCUUCACUUAAACCCUACCACACGAAGCAAACUCUCAUUUUUACUAAUAAUCUCCGACGCUCUUAAAUCAUCGAAAUGUCUCUUCUCCGGCGUUACGUUAAAGAAGCAACCAAUUCACGAUUCCUCCUUCAAUCAAUCUCCAUACGUUCCAUCUCCACCAUAAACACCAAUCCACCUCGCCGCCGCACAACCACCGAGUUCGAUAACCUCAUCUACGAAGCAGCAACCUCCAACGACUUCGAAUCCGUACGACGUCUCCUAAACACGCGCGUCGUAAACGCCUGUUUCAACACCACCGCGACAUUCAAGUUCCUAACAAACACCGCCUCCUACGCCUCCUCGCUCGAGAAUCUCCGCCGCGUAUUGCCCCAGACCGACGCGGGGUACACUCGGAAACACGCCUACGAGACGCUCAUCGCCCGUCUCUGCAAGCUGGGACGCGUGGACGACGCGCUGGUCCUGGUCGAGGACAUGGCGAUCGGGAGAUUCGGUUUGUCCACGUGUACUUUCCACCCGAUCUUGAACGCGCUGACGAAGAAGAGUAAGGUGGAGGAGGCUUGGCGCGUGGUGGAGGUUGUUAUGAGAUCUCACGCGGUUGUUAUGGACGUUACGGGGUAUAACUACUUUUUGACUUCGUUCUGUUACGAUGGUGACGUGGCGGGGGCGAGUGAGGUUUUGAGGAGGAUGGAGGGGGAGGGGAUGGUGGGGGAUACGAGGACUUACGACGCGCUUGUUUUGGGCGCGUGUAAGGCGGGGAAGGUGGAGGGUGCGAUGGGGGUUUUGAGGAGGAUGGAGGAGGAAGGGUUGCCUGUUUUGUAUGCGACUCAUGCGCAUGUUAUUGGGGAGAUGGUGGAGUGUGGCUAUUAUGCGCAGGGGGUUGAGUUUGUGAUGGCGUAUGCUGGGAGAGAUAAGAGGUUGGAUGAGGAGAGUAUGGGGAGUUUGGCUAGUAAGCUUGUGAAGAGGAAGAGGUUUAAGGAGGCGAAGAUGGUUUUGAAGGAGAUGAGUGUGAGAGGGUUGAGGAUGGGUGAUGGGUUGCGUGAGUUUUAUGAGAAACAGUGUGAUUGA
Eruca vesicaria subsp. sativa (arugula) is the source of this 1107-nucleotide messenger RNA. NCBI's taxonomy places the organism in Eukaryota, Viridiplantae, Streptophyta, Magnoliopsida, Brassicales, Brassicaceae. The record is from the annotation of a GenBank genome assembly.